AUGACAUGUGAGCUGUUUAUUUUCUAUUCUAUUAUCGUCACCAUCUCCAGGAUCAUCCAGAGAGCGCUGAGUGCCUGGUGGCUGCAUAAAUAGCGAGUCUAUUUCAGAUUUAUAUAACUUUUCAACUGCUGGGAUAAAGCCAUGCGUCUGCAGAUUAUUACAGCAACCUGUUUUCUGUUGCUCCUGUCCUAUGGAGUUGAUGGAAAAGGCAUAUCCAAGAGACAUGUGCGUAACGACUGGCUGAUCAUUCCGGAUGCAGUGGCCUUCUCUAUUUAUCAGUAUGUGAAUGAUAUCUCUCCAGAAUCUGGAAAGGCCCUUAUGGAGCUUUUUGAAAAACCUCUGGUUCAAGAAAUACGGGGCUACCUACUAAAAACAACGUCUCAUCUCAACUUGAAAGCACAGGAAAUUUAUCAGAAGAUUACAGAGUUCCUGCAGAAGACACAGUGAGAUGGUGAAAGUCAACCAGGAGCUCAGGCUCCUCAUACGUCUUCUAGAAUUUGCCUUUCUCUUCUGUGUUGGGAAACUUGUAGGGUCGGGAUGACCAUGUCCUCGUCUGACCAGUUUGAAGCUUUACUGUUAAUGUUGGACACAACACAGUGAGAUCAAUAACCUUCAUUCAUUAAAAUUCACAGUGAAGA
This is a messenger RNA of Bufo bufo (common toad), 638 nucleotides long. RefSeq names its product apovitellenin-1-like. Gene Ontology annotation, biological process: lipid metabolic process. Gene Ontology annotation, cellular component: chylomicron. The record is from RefSeq and is a predicted model, not a curated record. Gene Ontology annotation, molecular function: enzyme inhibitor activity. The transcript is spliced from 4 exons. NCBI's taxonomy places the organism in Eukaryota, Metazoa, Chordata, Amphibia, Anura, Bufonidae. The coding region runs from base 142 to 447 and encodes 101 amino acids.